This is a messenger RNA of Caenorhabditis remanei, 7170 nucleotides long. RefSeq lists its product as uncharacterized. The transcript has 17 exons. The coding region runs from base 1 to 7170 and encodes 2389 amino acids. Gene Ontology annotation, biological process: Golgi to endosome transport. NCBI's taxonomy places the organism in Eukaryota, Metazoa, Nematoda, Chromadorea, Rhabditida, Rhabditidae. The record is from RefSeq and is a predicted model, not a curated record. Gene Ontology annotation, cellular component: endosome; trans-Golgi network.
AUGUCAUCAGCAUCGGGUGGUGAUGUUCCAGCGGGUCGGGAGAAGGAUAGUAAAUAUCGAGCAUACGCGAAAGCCAUCGAUCAAGCGUUAAAAACAUUCGAGACGCCGAACGAGUGGGCUGAUUUAAUUUCAGCACUCGGGAAGUUGGCCAAGGUCUUUCAAUCAAAUGCAAAAUUCGGCGCAAUUCCAAAUCGGGUCACUGUCGCCAAACGAUUGUCACAAUGUCUUCAUCCAGCACUUCCAGCGGGUGUCCACCUGAAAGCUCUCGAAACGUAUCGAAUAAUCUUCGAGAUUCUGGGUCCAUCGAAACUUCCCGAAUGUCUUUAUCUCUUCGCCGUCGGCCUAUUUCCACUAAUGGAUCACUGCGGAAUCAAAGUGAAAUCCGAGUUAUUCGCCAUAUUUGAAAACUAUUUGGUACCACUCGGAGCCAAUUUACGUCCCGCUCUUCCCGGUUUCCUCGGCGGUGUAUUGUUGGCGUUGGAGGAGGGAACCGAGUUUCAUGAGAGAUCGGUCAUUCUCCUGGAUCGAGUCUGUGAGAAAGUUGGUCCCAGAGCAUUCUACGCAUGUCUAUGGCAAGCCAUUCUCGGAUCGCCGCCAGUUCGACUACCCGCAAUGAUUUAUGUGAAUGCGAAAUUUGAUAAAUUGAAGAGUUUUGACGAUCAGAUACAUCUUGUUGGAGAUCAUGUUAAUCAUAUGGUGGCAGCUCUGUGUGCAGUCGCCGAUGACACGGGAUCUCCACUGGUUCAGAGAUAUCUUCUCGAUUUCUUGGUUUCCGCAUUCCCAUUGGACAGUACUAAUCUAACAGACGAAGACUUUGUACAACUACUCAGACGAUGCCUUUUUGUCGUUCUUAGAAGAGAUAUGUCACUGAAUCGACGAUUAUACACGUGGCUUAUUAAUCGAAGUGGAGAGACGAGAGGCGUUUCGGGAUUAUCCCUUGGCGGUCCAGACGACGGAAUCGAGUUAUCAUUUUUCAAGGAACGAGUACUUGGUCUCGUCCAUGGAGCACUCGAACAAUAUCUCUCAUUGGAUAUGAUUGAAACUCCAUUCGCAAAUCAUCAACAAUCGAUUUGGGGAGAUCGGAAAGAGGCGGAGCAAGUACAAUUCGCCGAGGUUCGAGUCUGUCGGCUUCUCCUAUAUCUACAGGAUCGGGCAGACAUUGGUCGGACGAUUCUCGAGACAGUUUUCUCGGAUUUUUUGAAAAAAUCCGCUGAAUUUCAUCAAAAUUCUGCUGAAAAGUUGAAAAAUCGACGAAAAUCAAAGGAAAAAGUGAAGAAUUUGAGAAAACCCGGCGAUCGAGAAGGUCUGUAUCUGGAUCUGAACUCGGUGUGCUCCACAUCGAAUCGAGAGGAUGACGUCACUUCCACGACGUCUUCUGGAAUUCAGAAUUCCACGAAUUCGAAUUCUGGAGCCGUCGUGAUUCCAGAUGAGGAAGACGUGAUUCAGACGAGACGUGUCGAUGAGUUAUCGAAGACGUUCAAUAUGCUUCUCAACUCAUUGGAACCCGGUUUCUUAUGGACUUUUCUAGGGGAAUGGUAUCAGAAGAUUGUGGAGAAUAAAGAGUUCGGAAGACAGAUUCAUGAUUUUUCGCAGGUCGUCUCGAUUUGUCUGGAAAUAUCGAAUGUGGACAGUGACUCAGCCAUCCGUACGCAACAUUUGCCACGUCUUCUGGAGACAGUACUCAAUGGAUUGUCGAAUAAGACACUUCUCUCGUCGUGUGAUCAGAAUGAUCUCCUCCAAUUGUAUACCGUAUGCCAGAAACUUCUCGAAAUCAGCACCGCUCAUCCACAGUCGCCGAUUGAAGUAGACGAAAUCGCCGAGGACUCGUUGUCGCUGAGCCAGGAAGUCACCGCUAUCGAGCAUGAACGAAGCCAAACGGACGCAUGCCUGACUCAAUGUGUAUCCGCUCUCUCGUCGAUUUUCGAGAUUUACACAACACGUCGUGAUCCCCAACUGAUUCCCCUCAUCGAUGCCUCCACCGCUCUUCUCAACGCCUUCUUAGAAGUUCCAAUCUACUAUUUGGGAUUCGAUAUUGUCGAUAAUCCAGAUGACGUGUCUUCUCAUUCAGAAGUACAACCAUGGCUGAAAAACAUGUUGAAAGUGAUCGACGGACCUGGAUGGUUACGAGAGAUGAGAUCUGGAAAUGAGAUAUGUUCGGAUGUCUCUGCGAGAGCCUCCCUGCUCGAAUUACUCUGUAAAAUCUAUGUGAAAUCAGUGUCAGUUCUCCAGCAACACGAAGAGGCCGCCCAUCGUCCACACGAUGAUUUCUACGAUGAGAUGACGCAUGUUCUGUUGAAACCAUUGCUCGGCAAACGAGAUGUUCAAUUUAUUGAACAGGGAAAGGUGUUUGGGACUUGUGGAGAAGCCGUCUGGCUUGGUAUUGCUUCUCGGAAAUUCUGUUGUGAGCAGCAGCGUCUCGCACGUCUUCUGGUGGAACUUCACUCUCGGAGACCCCAGGAAGCGAGUAGUGACGUUGAAAGUAUUGUUGUGCAGGCACUAACAUCUACAGAUGAUAUGAUUUGUACGGAAGCCGCCCGAACAUUCCACCGUGUUUGGGUUCUCACAAGGAAUCUGGAGGAAGGGGGCGGAGCCUAUCGGAAACCGUUCAAUCGGGCGGUGAUGAUACUUUUGGGAGUGUUGGCUGAUGAGAGUGUGUCGAAGACGAGGACGGAGCUGAAGGCGGCGGCGUCUGCGUGGUUUCAAGACUGUUCGAAGCAUCAUGAUCUACCGAAAAUUGUACAAAUGUUGUCGACGAUGUUGAUGAAUCCGGUGACUGCGAGAAUAUCGAUUCAGUAUAUUAGACAGGAGACGAAGAUGACACAAGAGGAGUGUGCGGCGAUUCCGGCCAACGUCUCUGCGGUGACUCUGAUGACAAUCGACGGAAAACAACGUCUCUACCACGUCACCAAUCAACCCGCCCUCUCCACGAAUUCCACGUCACUAGACUCCGCCUCCUCUGAAUCCACGUGGAUAACCGAAGUACGCAAUCGACUUCUCCGAGCCUCAGCAGGCGAAGAAUCUGGAGAUUCUGGAGCCGCCGGUGGUGGAGGAGCGUCGGGAAUCAUUCGACCACCGUCACCUGAGAAUACAGAUGUCCUCCCAGCAUUCGAUGAUGACACUGACUCGUUGGACACCCUAUCGAUGGGAAAUGAAUCACCGGAAGACGUUGUCAAGGAUAUUCUGGCGAUUCUCGUUGACGAGGUGUGUCAAGAGUAUGAGGAUGAGGAUUUGGAGAGAGAACGACUCCGGGCGGUACUCAUGAUGAAUGAUGUUGAACCGGCGGGAGCCAGUUUUAGCCUCCCCAACGACGACUCUGAAUCCUCGGAAAAACCGGCUCCAAUCUGUCCGGAUUCGAUCGUUCAACGUGUCAAAAAGGGUCACCGACGACAGGAUUCUCUACAAGAAUCAAUAUUCAACAUGACCGAAAAAGACCUCUGCGCAUUCGACACUUCUGAAAUCUUCCGUCCGUCAACUGAAUCGACACGUGGCGGCACAAAUGGAACGUCUUCAAAGGAAACGAGAGAUACAAUCUUGCCUGGAACAGUCUCAUCUGCAUCAUCGACGUCUUCUACCACCGGAACGUCUUCACUAUUCGAAGAGAUGCACACACACAUGCUAUUGUAUGGAGAGAGUGGAAAAGUGGUCGAUUUGGCGAGGGCGGAGACUGCCUUCAGAAUUCUCACGGCACUUUUGGCGCCACGUGGAGCCACGGGGAAUCGAAUGCUCCUCAAUUGUCUUGUAUCGUCUGGAACGACUUCUGGAGCGACGACGUCAUCGGAAUCCACGGCGGAGCACUCGUUGGUGGAAUUGAUGCAACGACAUGUUAGAGCGAUUCUUGGACAACACUUUUGGUCGGCACCCGCGUCGGAUGAGGAGAAACAUAAGCAUAUCACGUUGUUGGAAUUGUUGAUUACGAUCUCCCUCCACUUCCUCCGUUCCUAUUUCCUCAACUCUCCCAUCUCUCCAGUCACUGAAUCCGACCUGGCUUCCCUCUGGAAAUGUAAAAUCUCUGCGUUGGAAUUCCUGUGUGAACUAUUCCGAGAGCUAUCAGCAAUGCUCAACGAGCACGAAUCGAAACAAUUCGUUCAGUUCGUUCAGACGAUUCUGAAUCGAUCGAAACUCCAGAAAUGUCUUCUUCAUCUCUUAUUAACGGCUGUAGAUCACAAUCCAGAGAAUUCAGGAAUCCGUGGAACCGGUCCGUUAUCAGUAUCGAUUAGUAAAUUCAAUGAGGGUCUACUCGGAGAAUCUCGACGACUGUCACCUCUUCUCGCUGCGUAUCAUCGGAGUCUUUUGACGUUCACAUCGCAUGCCAUCCGACUGGAAUGUGAUAUCAAACGGGGAUUUACGAGCUUCUCGGAUGCAUCGUCCACUCAUAGAUAUUCUAUCAUACAAUCUGUUAUCAAUCAAUCAUUUAAUAGUCGAACAUCCAGUCGAUUGGAUAAUCAUGCGUCGACUGUUGAGCUCCGAGCGUUUUUAUUGAUUUUGUUGAAUGCGUUGAAGAAACAACCGCAUCGACACGAGAUGUGGCUACAGUUUGUGGUGCAGAUUUUGCCAUGGGUGGAGAGAUCUCUAGCGACAAUCGUGUGCCGUGUCGUCGAACAACUAUGUAAAAAUAUGGAGAACGCGAUGAGUGUCGCCUACGAGAAUCCACCGACGUCAGACGUCGUCGUCGACAGUCCCGGAGAGAUAAGAGACGAACCGGACAGCUAUCCGGCCAACUAUCUAGCAAUGACACUCGAAUCUCUCACGACUUUAGUCCAUUUCUGUGUAAUUGAUAGUGUUCCGAUGGCCACGACGUCAACAGCACCUGGAGCUCCUGGCUCCACGACGACGUCUUCUGGAGCUCCUGGAGCACCAGUCGGAGAGGGUCAGACACCGACGUCAUCUACAUCGAUGGUUGGCCACGCGAUGUCAGUGAUACCGGGAUCGAAAGUGGCGACGGAAUUGUUCUCGCAACUGGGAAAAGUGUUCUCGAUGAGUGGAGAUUCUGGAGGAGUCAUCUCGAAAAUGGAUUCAGGCAGACAACAUGGAAAUGGGUGGAGACAGGCGCAGUCGGAUAUGUUGACGUCACUUCCACACUCUCUUGCUACCGUAUGCAAUGUUUGGACGGUGGUGCGGAGGGGACAGUCACCCCUGGUUCCCAUCGGUACGAAUAGUCAGUUGAGACGGCUGGUGCUCCAACUACUCUCUCCAAUUGCUCAACACCAUAAGCACGCGUUCCUGACGUCACUGGCACUGGUCUGGUUGACACGAAGCACCGCGAAGCCUACUGUAACACUGAGGAAACAGGAUCCGGAUCGGGCGACGUUUGACUACUCGUCGGCUCAAUUGGAUAUCACCAAUUUGUUACUCUCGUUGCAAGUUAUCCCGUUUGAGGAUCUAAUCACAUCGGUGAACUCGACCCUCCGCGAAGCAUCAUUCAAAGCCAACAAAGUGGGCAUUACGACGAUCGACAAGGCCAAUUUCCCCACCGAAGAACCCCUCCUUGAGUUGGUCCACUCAUGUGUCUCAGCCGUUCUUCAAACUCAACUUCGUCUCUGUUGGAGUUCCCUCCUUUCCCUCUUCUCCGACGCUCCACUAUCCGCUUUAUCCGCUCGUGCCGUCUUCCUUCUCUUCGUUAUUCUCAGUGACUUUGUAAAGUGUGUGGGCGGAGCCUAUAUAGUUGAGGAUAAGGCAAUGUAUCGAAAUGUUCAAGAAGUUUGCUCCCGGCUCGCCGAAGCUGUCAACGCGAUUGUCGGAUGGCAACUGGAGACGACGACGUGGUUGAAGAGGACGCUAGUUGUGAAGCAAGAUCAUCAUGGAUCAUCCAUCCGAUCGGUUGAUCAGAGUCCUGUAGUGGAAUCGGCAACGAAUCUGGCGUCGGGCAUUGAUUCGACACGGAAUUCCACUCUGAGUCUUAUCAAACCGACGGGCAGCUCGACGGCGUCGAGUAUCACCACCAACGAGGGGAAGCCUGAUAAGAAGAGCUCAUCGAAUUUGAGAGCAUCUAUCAAGGAUACGAAUAACAAUCGAAGAGACCCCGCCCACAGUACGCAGGCGUUGUUCUUGUUGGCUGAGAGGCUCACGGAUCUUCUUGACUCGGUGAGCAAAUCGGAUGAGAAGGAUAAAGUGUUGCCGACGUUACAAGCUGUUUGGGCCAAUGUGGUGCCCUAUUUGAAGGCGAAAAAUGCACGGAACGCUCGUUUCUUUUUGGCAAGCUCGCAGUUAUUGGCAUCAAUGUCAUCGUACUCGUAUAUGCGGCCUGUUUGGAAGAAGACCACUUUAGAUUUACUUUUGGAUUCUGGAUUCUUUAAAAUGGAUCACGCCGCGUUGAGACAGUGGUUGGUGGUGACGGAUCAUUUGAUGACACAUGAUAGGACUAGUUUUAAGGACCUGCUGAAAAGUAUAUCGUACUCACCGAACGCCUCGUUCUCGAUUAUGACGUCAAAAGAGCAAGAAUACGAAGCGCGUGCUCAGGCACUCAAACGACUCACUUUUGUGGUGUUUGGAAGUCAACUGGAUCAGUAUCAUGGACAGAUGAAUGAUAUUCAAGAACGCCUCUCCGACAACCUUCGUGUCUCCCAAUCGCCUGUCAUCCGUUCGGCCGUCUUCCUCUGCGUCCGUGUCCUUCUCCUCCGACUCCGCCCCCACAGUCUAAUCGGCGUUUGGCCAAUCAUGGUGACAGAACUUGUUCACGCCCUCUCUCAACUCGAAUCUCAACUCCAAAGCGGGGAACAAGAGGCCACUGGCUCCUCAUCCGACCAAUGGAUGCAGCUGUACGUGGCUGCGUGUAAACUUCUCGAGACUCUCUGCACUCUCCCAGCCGGAUAUCUCUCUCACUUUCAAAUGUUUCAUUGGGCGUUCGUCUCGUCGGUGUCGGCGGAUAAAACCGAGAUUUUCAAGCCGUUCGCCGAGAGAAUCAAUGAUUUAUUAGCCAAGAAAUAUGGGGAAUUGACGCCCGAAACGAUGAGUAAUCAUACCGCCUCGUUGGCUGGUGUCAAGAUACUCACUUCUUUCGAAGAGCUCCGCCCAUUCUUCUAUACACUCGCGAAUUUGAAUAAAUCUGUGCCAGAGAGUAAUAACACUCUCCGCGACGCGCAUGCUCUCUCCGGAAGUUUGACCUACAAGAAUGCGGUCGCCCGUCUCGAAUCGGCACUCUACGUGGAUUUCUCGGAGCACUUGCAAUUCUAG